AUGGUUGGUGUGCCCAAGAGCAAAGGCUGUGCCACUUGCAGGUCGAGGAAGAUCCGCGUAAGUCUCUCCUCACUCGCCGCUAAGCCUGCCGCAUGCGUACUCAUCCCGCGAGCGAGAGAACAGUGCGACGAGACCUGGCCCGUCUGCCAGCAAUGCCGCCGCAGCCGUCGCGAGUGUCCCGGCCCAUCCAACCCGCACGGGAAGUUCAUGGACGAAGGCCCCCGCCAGCGCGCCCGCGGCAACACCGCCGUGCCCAAUGACCCUGCUCGUGCUCCUCCCCCCUUCCGCCCUCUGCCGCAGGAAGAGAGCCAUGUCCAACCCACGCCGUGCACCGACAUCGAGACCGUCCGCACCAAGUUGACCACGAGCGGGGCCAUGUUCACCACCAUGAAGAUCGUCAGCGACGAGCCGCACAACGCCCUCGCAGCCCGGUUCCCGCCAGCGAAACACCAUUCCACAUCGCCGCCGGAUGCCCGAGGCGCAAGGAAGCAGCUGCAGCGCCAAAAGGCCGUCUUCGGCCGCCUGCCGCAGACCCUCCCCCUGUCAGGCGUUGACAUGUUGACAUUCAGGCUCGUGGCCACGCUCAACGAAGCCGGGCCCUCGAACCAGAUCAAGCUGUUCGGCCCAUUCAUAGGCGAGGUGCCCCGGCGGCUGGGCUCGACAACGGCAUUGAACGACGCGGCCGCCUGCCUGACCACCACCCACGACGCCAUCAUCCGCAAGCACAGCAAAACCAGCAUCAACCCGCAGCUGUACGCCAAAGCCCUCAAGAGCCUCUACGCCGCCAUCCAGGACCCGGUCCAGGUGAAGUCGACGUCGACACUCUGCGCCACCGUUCUCUUGGCAAUCACCGAGGCCUACGCCACCGGAAUCUGCGGCACAAACCGCAAUUUCAUCACCCAUCUGGGCGGCGCGGCCCGCAUCCUCGAGCUCAGGGGCCCCAAAGAAUUCCAGAACCCUUCCUCAUUCGAGCGAGCUCUGCUGCGAGCCGUUACCGUGGGCGUGGGCCUCGACGCCAUGUUCACGGGCAAAGAAGACAUCCUGGCCACGCGCGAAUGGCAGGCCGUCGCGUUCGACACGACGGGCGUCGCGGAGCCGCGCGCCUCCAUGUUCAGAAUCUCCCGCACCCUCUCGCUGCUCCCCUCGCUGACGCGCGACGUGCGCGCCUUCCUCGCCUGCCCGUCCGGGCCGUCGGCAUCCUCCUCCUCCUCGACCGUCCGGCUCUCGCUCCUCCGCCGCGCCGAAAGCCUCCACAAGAUGCUCGACCGGGUCAAGCCCUACAUCGACGCCACGCUGGCCGACCCCCAGCGCGUGCGGCGCGUGGCCGCCGCGCCCGAGCACGCGCACCUCUGGCCCGAGGCGUACCGCUUCGCCGACCCCGGCGUCGCGUUUGUGCUGUGGUUCUUUUGGAACAUGCGCAUGAUCACGUCGAGCAUCAUCAUCGGCCUGCACCGGCACCGCCAUGGACACGGGCAAUCCCCCUCGCCUUCCCCCACCGCCGCCGCCUCCUCGCCAACAGCGACAACAACAACAACAUCACCACCGCAUUCGUCUUCGUCAUCAUCAUCGUCACAACCGCCGUGUAGCAGCAGCAGCAGCAGCAACCACCGCCGCGUCGCCGCCCUCGAGCGCGACAUCCACGCCAUGGCCCGCGCCGUCUGCAUGAGCUGGGAGCACGCCCGCGCCGUGCGGCCCCUCGGCGCCAUGUACAUCGACGUCGGCCUCAUCGUCGCGCACAGCGUCUACUCCGCGAGCCCCGCGCGCCGCCGUUGGGUGCGCGCCGCGCUGGAGGAGUUGACUGAGGGGAGCGGCGAGGACGAGGGUAGCUGGUCGGCGGAGCGGGUGGGGUGGUUGGCGAGGUGGUUCACGGCGGGGUGUGUGGAUUAUGUUGGCGGUGGGGGUGGUGAGGGGGAGGGGGAGGGGGAGGAUGGAUGUGGGGGCUGGGGGGGGGGUGAUGGGGGCUGGGAGGUUGGGGGUGCUGUUGAGCUGGCGAUGGAGGAGGUGGUGGUGGUGGAAGAGGGGGAGGAGCAGCAGCAGCAGCAACACCGGCUGCUGCUGCGGCGCGAAACGACGGCGUCGACGACGACAACAACGUCUUCGGAGUCAUCGUCGUCGUCGUCGUGGGACGAGUGGGCGUUUACCGCUGCCGCCGGCGAUCAGGACUUUGUCGACUGGGACGUCGGCGGUGUGACGAGUGCCGCCGACGACAUGUCUUUCGGCGCAGCAGACAGCACGCGUGCCGAGCCCAUCGCUUCGGCCUCGACGACGGACACCGUUACCGGCGCUGCUGGUACGGCUGCAGCCGUUGGGGGCGGCGGUGGUGGCAGCGGCGCGUGGAGUCCGGACUCGCUGGCGUCGUCGUUGGCGGAUACGGACAGCUUCCUCGUGUUGCAGCCGAUGGGCGUGAGGGUGCGGUGGCCUACGACGACGACGACGAUGAACAACAACGGCAGGGCCUAUGGAUUUGACCGUUUCAACGCGUUUGGCAGUGCGCCGCUGAACAGCCGGUCGUUUGUUGCGUAA
Molecule: messenger RNA, 2523 nt
Organism: Diplodia corticola
Lineage: Eukaryota; Fungi; Ascomycota; Dothideomycetes; Botryosphaeriales; Botryosphaeriaceae
Product: zn 2cys6 transcription factor protein
Exons: 3
Coding region: 1-2523 (840 amino acids)
Biological process (GO): regulation of DNA-templated transcription
Molecular function (GO): zinc ion binding; DNA-binding transcription factor activity, RNA polymerase II-specific
Source: RefSeq, a predicted model, not a curated record